CUGCAGACAUGAGUAACACAGUACUUCCUGUCAUUAGAACCACACAGGCUCAAGUCGCUGUCAUCACUGGUGCUGGCUAUUGUCAGUCAAGGGUAAAAGUUUAGCUUAACAUGGGUUAAAUGUUCUAAAGAUGACCGUGUUGUCCUGCAUCAGACACUAAGUGAAAGGAUUAAAGUUUGGAUCAUCUAGUGUUGUGAGAAAUGAGGCACCAGGUUUUUGAGUGUGACAGUUUGGGAUGUCCAGCCUCGUUUAGGAACCUCUGCUUCUCUUCGAGGCGGACCUCCUUCGUUACACUGUGUUCUUCACAUCUUGUCCUCCUCUGUGUACGUGACAGCAGCACCGAAGUCACGAGCCGACGUGAGAACACUCAGAGACAUAACCAGUAUGUGUGAAUCUGUUCUGAAGAGCACGCACAUCACUCACACACACAUGCACAUACACAGCUCUGCAUCCAUACACACUUCUCCCCAGGACGAGGAGCGUGUCUUUGUUUGCUGGUGUCACAUUUCGACUCCUCCCAGCCCACGCACCCUAUAAAACACCAGUGGUCACCUCAGCUCGUCGGGGUUUGCUUACUUCCACCCGAGGGGACUCUGUCGUUAGCCGGGGCGAGACAGCCUCAAUCACCACCGGCCUCUGCGAAACACUCAACAAAACCAAGCACACAUGGCUCCUUUUGAGAAAUCUGUGGAAACGGUGCCCUUCAAGCAGAGGAAAUGCCUCGCAACAAGAAAAAAUGAAGUGUGCAGCAUUCGGUCUAAAUUCCCCAACAAGCUGCCUGUAAUUGUCGAACGUUACAUCCGUGAAAGGACCCUCCCCCUGUUGGACAAAACAAAGUUCCUGGUUCCGUAUGAGCUCACCUUGGGUCAGUUCCUCUGCCUGCUCAGGAAUAAAAUCGCUCUGGACUCCACCCAGGCUCUGUUUCUCCUGGUGGCGGAGAAGAGCAUGUCGUGUAUGUCUUCCAACAUGGGGGAGGUGUAUACCCGCUACAGAGAUGCUGACGGCUUCCUGUAUAUCACCUAUGCCUCUCAGGAAAUGUUCGGAGCUCCUCUGCAAGCAGCCAGGCGGCCCUGCUGAGCCUGAAAAGUGAUAAAAUGAACUGAUUUGUGACCAGUGGAGACACCACACAACCAAACCUGGGGAAAAAAGGACAAACUGAGCCAAAGCAAGACUGUUCCUCCCCCCAAAGAGCACAUCUGUCUACCUCAUGAAACAUCCCUGGACUUAAAGACAUAACACGAGUCUGUGGUCAAGACUCAGAUUUGGUUUCGGGUAAAAGGACUAAUUAUAUUUAAGGGUUUCUAUUUAAAGAUAUUCAGUAUAUAAAGCUAUUUUUUUUAAUUAAGAAAAAAUGUAAGAAAUUUUUAAAUUUGAAUGUUUGGUGUGUCUCAUUAAACAUUAAAAAAAAUGUCUUUCUGUUGAGUUUCAGUUCAGAUAAACCAGCAUUUGUGUUUGUGGCAGCACUUUCCUCCCCCUCCACCAGACAAAAUCAGGUUAAACAUCGUAACUUCUUUCUUAUGCCCAUCCUCAUCUUCCCUCAACAAUGUGAAACUGUCCAGAAAAUAUUGUCAUUAUAGGAAAUACUGAAGAACUCCUGGAGUUACAUUUGAAGCUGCUCUGAUGUGUUCUUAAUUCACCAAAAAAUAAAAUUUUGU
Messenger RNA from Oreochromis niloticus (Nile tilapia), 1655 nucleotides. It is a transcript of the gene map1lc3cl, whose product is annotated as microtubule-associated protein 1 light chain 3 gamma, like. Bases 667 to 1077 code for a protein of 136 amino acids. The record is from RefSeq and is a predicted model, not a curated record. NCBI's taxonomy places the organism in Eukaryota, Metazoa, Chordata, Actinopteri, Cichliformes, Cichlidae. The transcript has 4 exons.